AUGUACGACAGCGUUGGGGCGAUCUUAACGUCCACCUUCUUCCUCGUCCUCCUUGAGCCUGGCUGGGUAGCAUCCCGAGCAUGCUUGUACCCAUGCCAGUGUCCCACACAGCCCCUCCAGUGCCCUGUUGGCAUCAGCCUUUUGCUGGACAGCUGUGGAUGCUGCAAGGUGUGUGCCCGGCAGCUUGGCGAGCCGUGCUCCGUCCGGAAACCCUGCGAUCACCAUAAAGGACUCUACUGCAACUUCUCCAAGACCCACAGAGACAGCGGGAUCUGCUUAGCUCAUGAAGGGGCUACCUGUGAUCUGCUGGGCAAAAUCUAUCUGAACGGCGAGACCUUCCAGCCCAGCUGCAAGUUGCAGUGUAUCUGCAUGGACGGCGCCAUCGGCUGCAUCCCCCUCUGCUCUGACGGUGUGCGGCUGCCUUCCCCGGACUGCCCGUUCCCCCGCCGAGUGAAGGUGCCGGGCAAAUGUUGUGAAGAGUGGGACUGUGAAGGGGGCAAUCAGAAGAACCACUUUGAAAAGGGUAUGGCAGUUUACAGGGAUGAUCCAUCCCCCAAACCCGAUCUUCAGCUCAACAACCUCCAGGAAAACUGCUUAGUUCAGACCAAGGAGUGGAGCCCCUGCUCGAAGACUUGCGGGAUGGGCAUUUCUACGCGGGUCACCAACAACAACCCCCAGUGCCAACUGGAGAAGGAGAGCAGACUUUGUGUGGUCCGAUACUGUGAUGUCCCUUUGGAGAGGAGCAUCAAGAAGGGGAAGAAGUGUGUGAGGAAUCCAAAACCCCGCAAAGUGAUCCGAUUUGAGUUCACAGGCUGUACCAGCACACGUACUUACCGGCCCAAGUUUUGCGGCAGCUGUGUGGACGGGCGCUGCUGCACUCCGCACACAACCAACACAGCAGAAGUGGAAUUCCAGUGCCCGGAGGGAGACUCCUUCGUGCGCAAGAUGAUGAUGAUCAAAUCCUGUUCCUGCCAUUAUGACUGCCCGGUGGACAAUGAUAUCUUCUUGGCUGUCUACCACAGGCGAAUGGUUGGUGACCAUGUUGAAACAGAGAGGCAGUAG
Molecule: messenger RNA, 1062 nt
Organism: Euleptes europaea (tarantolino)
Lineage: Eukaryota; Metazoa; Chordata; Lepidosauria; Squamata; Sphaerodactylidae
Product: CCN family member 2-like
Exons: 5
Coding region: 1-1062 (353 amino acids)
Biological process (GO): signal transduction; cell adhesion
Cellular component (GO): extracellular region; extracellular matrix
Molecular function (GO): integrin binding; heparin binding
Source: RefSeq, a predicted model, not a curated record